This is a messenger RNA of Volvox carteri f. nagariensis, 1026 nucleotides long. RefSeq lists its product as uncharacterized. The transcript is spliced from 6 exons. The record is from RefSeq and is a predicted model, not a curated record. NCBI's taxonomy places the organism in Eukaryota, Viridiplantae, Chlorophyta, Chlorophyceae, Chlamydomonadales, Volvocaceae. The coding region runs from base 1 to 1026 and encodes 341 amino acids. Gene Ontology annotation, cellular component: extrinsic component of mitochondrial inner membrane.
AUGGCAUGUAUAACUAUGGAUCCACCACAUGUGGUUAAUACUGGGGUAUCUUGUGCGGCCUGCUGCAAUGUUGCACCGGGCAAGCUGCUGCGCUGCGCGGCCUGCGACAGUGCAUGGUACUGUAACCAGGAAUGCCAGCGAAAGCACUUCAAGGAGCACAAAGCAUUGUGCCGCGCAUUGAGGCUAUUCCAUUCCUUGCAGAAGGACUUGCCUUUGGAAUCCUGGCCGCGCACUGCACACGAGUUCUACAUGCAGACGCCAGCAGCGGCACCGCAUGCGACCACCACGGAAGCGCCGCCGCCCGGCGGCGGCAGCGGCCUUAGCUGCUGCCCCCACUGCCAUUGGGGCUGGGUGUGUGACGAGCAUCGUACUGCCUACCUGACGGGGCCUCACGCCGCGGUAUGUAUGUCGUACCAGCACAUGAACGAGAGUCAGCUGCUGACACACCGGUACCUAACCGCCACGGGCCGGCUGCCCAACUACGUGCCUGACAAGCCGCCGCCGCGACCCACGGGUCAUUCGAGCGGCGGUGUUUGGGAGCCCGUGCCGGCAGGCUGGGCGGCGUUUCGGGCGUGGCGGCCGCUACCAGCUUUUGACGGCGCAAUGAUGUGUCUGCUGAGCAAGCGAAUGUCGCAGGCGUUGACGGUAAUCCAGGCACUACAACACCACUACACCCCGGAGCAGUUGGCGUUGCGGAGCCACAUCGAGGUGCACGUGUUGGGCGCGUCCGCAUUCGAGGUUCCGGCGGACCUCAUUUGGGAGGAGAUCAUCAAUCUGAUGCCGGGACCCCGGGAGACAAAACAGCAGCCAGCGGCGGCGGCGGCGGCGGCAGCAGCGCCAGCAGCAGCAGCAGCAGAAUCGGGAACUGAGACGGGAAGGAUAGCGAACGGGGAAGGCAUUGUUUUGGCAGUAGUGGCUGUGGACGACAACGCUCAUGCAAAUGGCGGCCGCACCGGGUUACCGUACUCUGACGUUUCGGCCAGUGUGUAUUCACCUGAUUUAAGUGCAUAUGUGGUGUGUACGUGA